Molecule: messenger RNA, 1546 nt
Organism: Corythoichthys intestinalis (scribbled pipefish)
Lineage: Eukaryota; Metazoa; Chordata; Actinopteri; Syngnathiformes; Syngnathidae
Exons: 3
Coding region: 342-1007 (221 amino acids)
Source: RefSeq, a predicted model, not a curated record
AAGCCGCGUUAUCUGAUGUCCAUUAUUGUCUAUAGCACUGAAAGAGUUCAUCUAAAGCCCUGACCUACAUUUAUCACUGAAAGUGUGAAGAAACAUUCCCAGAAAUCGUGAUUCAUUGCUGAAACAAUUGUUCAUUGUAUGUAGUACCGGGAUUCGCCUGUGGUGGCACUGCAGCGUGGAAUCCUGCGGCGGCACUAACACUGUUCAAAACUACAAAAGAAAAAAGUACCCAAAAAAAUGUCAUUCGACUUUAUUUAUUGUGGCGAAUAAAGGACAUUUGUAAGACACGUUACAUUUGGAGAGAAGUUAACAAAGUAAGACGGAAAAAGUUUUGCGUUUGCAUGUCAGUAGACCGCCAUUUUGGAUGGACGUACGGUACACCGUCAUUGACAAAUUUACAACUCGAAGUGUUGGGUUGUGGGCUGCAAGACCGGAUACCUGUCCCACCACGCAGCCGUCCAGGAGCAGGCAACCUAGGGGACGCCACUGAGUCUUCACAAACUGUGGUCCUUAAGGGCAAAACCUUUUCCUACACCAACCCCUACACCGACGGCAACAAGCAUAUCUUCAUCUACUUUGACCCCGUACACCUUUGGAAGAACAUCUACAGCAGCUUCCACAGCAACGCCUGUAUGGUGCUGACCAGGUGUCCUGGGGCUGAAGAGCCUGAGAGGAUGAGGACGGCCCUAUUCUCGAGCUGGAAGGUGCUGGCCAGGUGGGAGAACUACAAGUCUGUCAAGGCCAGCUACAAGUUUACCCAGAAGGUGCUGGCGCGCUCUUCGAUCGAGAAGCAGAGCAUCGGGCUCAUCAUGGCGGUCGUCAACCACAACACGGUCACCAGGCUGAGGCUCCUCGCCAUGACCAGGGUCAAGGAGGAACACAGCCGACAUCCUGUAGAUGUUCCAGAAGACAAGGGAGAGCUGGAGAUGGGCCGGGCGGUCCUCAAGGGCCAUCUCUCCCCAUGGCCCACAUGGCAUCCUUUGGAAUGUUACUGUGGGACUCCCUGAUGUGCAGGAAGCACAAGAGCACCUGCUGGAGUUCCUGGCGGUCCCCCUUCAACUUUUCUGGUGCGAACUUCUCCAAGGAUGUGACUUCAGAAGCGAGGAAGAACAAGGCCUUUGAGUGGCCGACCGACAGGAAAAGGAGCAGAGUCAAGGAGGGCAGAAAGGAGAUGGCGAGGAACGGGGACUUGUACAAGUCGAGGAAGCUGACCAGAAAACGCAAGGCAUAGAAAAAGGCUAUGUGAUUGUUGAAAGACGAGGCUCACAUCCUGGUAACACCACAACGAUUGUUUGCACUGCCUGAAUUAUAAGACUACCUAAUACCCAUUUCAUAUUUAUGUUUAUUUAGAUUUCAUACUUUAUACUUGCAAGUCACUUUGAGAUUUUAACUAACAGUAUCUUACCCUGCACUGUAAAGGGGGAUGCUCCACAAUUUCAUUGUACAACUGUAUAAUGACAAUAAAGGGCUAUUCUAUUCUAUAAUAAGUUGUGAUUGUAUAUAUAAUUUAGGGCUGUCCCAAACGACUAAUUUUCUCCCGAUUAGU